UCUCGAAGUUGUAUGCGAGCUUGACUGCUGCGCUGAUUAAACUUUCUUCUUUCUCACAUAUUCCUGUCAGCUACGUCUAGGUCCUGUUCCCGCGUUCUGUGUCACGUGUGAAGGCAGAUAGCGAGACAUGAAGAUUGGCGAUGCGGAUCUGCCACCACUAAAGAAAUACUUGGUCAAACAGUUACAACCUAUAUCGGAGGCGGACCCUACUCUACUUUCCAAUUACGUGGUAGCGCUUUUAAGGAAUCAUAAGCCUCGCAAAGAGCUCCAGAAGCUGUGCAUCGAUCAGCUCGUCGAUUUUCUUGGGAAAGAGACGAGAUCUUUCGUAUGUGGACUCUUCAGGGCGUUUGAAGAUGGAGCGAUCCCGCUGAGCACUGGUUUCUUAAACGAUGGGUCGGAGCGAAGGGAAGGAGCGAACAGAGGGGUCGGGUCUUCGGUUGCUCCCGCCCCUCUUCGGGAUAAUGUAACGGUCAUACCAGAAGCCAACAGUCGCGGCAGUGGCGAUGGAGCAGCAGCAGCAAGAGGAGGGGAAGUAGGGGGGCGGCAUGUUUCUGAGGUAAGAAGCGGAGAUCUUCUGGCAGCGGCCCGUCAGUGCAAAUUGGUUAGUUCUCUUGCGAGUGUGAGGGCCGACGAUGAUGAGAAUAGUGAGGUUGAUGAACAGUACGACCAGGAGGAAGAGAGAGAGGAGGAUGAGGAUCGAAACCACAAGCACAGGAGAAGAGGACCUGGCAGCGGAGGAGGAGGAGGAGAAGCAAUUAGAGAUAGCGGUGUCUUUCAGGAAAAUCCAGUAGCGGGGUCAGGAGGAGCAGGCUGCAGGUUGAUUCCAGAAGACCGAGGUACUUAUCCGAGGAGGGGGGGGAGAGGAGAGCACGCAGGAGGAAGAGUAAGUUUGAGAGAGGUAGGUUGUGAGAGUAGUGCCUAUCAUAUUGCAACUGGAGCCGGGGGGGGGGUUGAUCAUAGCCGAUUGGCCGGGAUCUCAGGAGGGGGGCCACAUGAAGGUCAUGCGCCCCAGCUUCCAACUUUUGGCGAAAGAUUGCCGGCGGGGGAACCCCCGGGGCCGAAGUAUGUGGGAGCUGCUGCGGUGAGAAUGGAAAGAGGAGGGAUGGCAGGAGGAAGCGGAGGAGAAGGGGCAGAAGGGGGUGUAGGGGUGCACAGUGGGGACCGUGGCUCUCUGCUUCUGAUGCACGGAGGGGGAGAAUUCCCGGGGCGGGGAGAAGAGGGAGGAGGAGGAUUUUAUGGGACUGAUAUGGUUUUCAUGGGCAAACGGGGAGGGGCGGGUGGAGGAGCGAGCGCAUGGGCCUCUCCUUUGGGCUCUGGAAUGCUGUUUCGGGGUGGGACUUGCGCUGCCGGCAGCAUUGGAACGCAUGAUAGUGUAUUCGCAAUGGGUGGAGGACAAGGUCCCAUUUCUCGGCUAGAGCAUCCCCCUGUCUGGUGCAGUGGUGGGUCGAUGAAAGUAAGCAGCAGCGACGGCAUGACGAGGAGAGGAGGAAGGGGGAGCUGUAUCAGGGCGGAUGGAUGGCAUGGAAUAGGCAGCGGUGAUGUGGAAGGAGGAGGACCCUCGCCUGCUGAUCCUAGCGAUCGAUUUCUGCCCAAUCAGCAUUUCGCUGAUCGAACCUCAGAACUCGGUGCACCUAUCCGUGCAUCAGUAGUACGCAUGACGGGCCAAUUCUGUGGAGGAAAGGGGUUCGGAAGGCGAGCUUUACAACCUCCUUUGCCACCCGCGACACGACAGCAGCAGCAGCAGGACGGGAAGUGGGUUGGACCACUGGGCUUCUCUCCUGGGGGGAUGGGAGGAAACCCAGGUGGAGGUGGGGGAGGAGCAGGGGCGUUAAAGAUGGUGCUUGAUCAUGGUCAAGCGUCCCCCCUCCCACCAUCAGCUGCCUCGACGCUUCGACCAGUUUCGAACCCAGGUCCGUUCGCAAUCCGCGGAGCUGGAGCAGUAGCGAGAGGAAGAGGAACGGUGGUGAGAGACAUCGGAACUAGCAUGGGCAGGCCACGUUGCCCCGAUUUCGAGGAGAGGGGUUUCUGUCUACGUGGCAAUCUCUGUCCGUUGGAUCAUGGAAAUGACCGUAUUGUCAUUGAUGAUGUCAAGGCCUACAACACACUUACACCUUGCCGAGAAGAAUUAGGCAAAAAAACAGGCAAGGGCGUGGAGAGCAGCAUAAGAGUACGGGAAGGAGGGAUUAGGGGUUGGAGCAGUCUUCCAGGCAUAUAGAUAGGGCAGGAACGAGAUGAAUGAUGCGGUUGAUGUCAGGGCGAAUCAAAUGCAGAAGCCUCC
Molecule: messenger RNA, 2278 nt
Organism: Chara braunii
Lineage: Eukaryota; Viridiplantae; Streptophyta; Charophyceae; Charales; Characeae
Source: the annotation of a GenBank genome assembly